Episyrphus balteatus (marmalade hoverfly) is the source of this 1566-nucleotide messenger RNA. RefSeq names its product zinc finger protein 664-like. Lineage: Eukaryota; Metazoa; Arthropoda; Insecta; Diptera; Syrphidae. The transcript has 4 exons. Gene Ontology annotation, biological process: regulation of transcription by RNA polymerase II. Gene Ontology annotation, cellular component: nucleus. Gene Ontology annotation, molecular function: zinc ion binding; DNA-binding transcription factor activity, RNA polymerase II-specific; sequence-specific DNA binding. Bases 1 to 1452 code for a protein of 483 amino acids. The record is from RefSeq and is a predicted model, not a curated record.
AUGGAAGAAUUCAUUGAUAGCUGUCGCAUGUGUCUCGAAAGCAUAGGCAAAUUUGUUAGUUUGGAUUCUGAACUUGAUUCUACAACUCCAACCACUUCCUAUCUAGAUGCCUACAAUUUUUGCACCAAUCUCGAUGCCGACUUAAAUGAUUCCUUUCCAAAUAUAAUUUGUGAAAUGUGUGCUAUUAAUUUAACAUUUGUCUUUCAAGUUCUUCAAAAAGCAUUUGAAUCUGAUCAAUUACUUCGAGAUGCAAUCAAAAACAAAAAGCUUGUAGUGAUUGAGAAUUAUUCUGAUUGUGAAGAUGAUCAAGAAUUUAUUCAAAAAGAUUAUGAAGAAGAAGAGGAACCGAAACAUGACUUAAAUCUUGAUUUAUAUGAAGAAAAUGAUUUUGUUAUUGAGGAAGAGCAAAACAACGAAGAUGAAGAGGAAGUCCAUGAUUUUGAAACUGAAAUUGAAGAAAGUGACGAAAAGGAUUCACUUAAAAAGGAAUUGAUAGUCAAGUCAGAAGAUGAUGAGAGCCAAGAAACUACCACCAAUAUUGAAUUUACUUGUGAAAUGUGUGAAGAAGGUUUCUCAGCUCUGGAAGACUUGUCACAGCACUAUGCCAUGAUGCAUGAUGAAAAUACAGAAUGCAAAGAAUCCCCAACACCUCCUAUUAAGGAUGAUUCGGAGGAAAGUUCCUGCUUGAAUACGGCUCCAACGCAAAAGCCUGCAAGAGAUCCGCCUGUGAAAACUUGGUGCUGCGAAAUAUGUGGCAAGUUUUUCUCAACAAAACAAAAACUUACAUACCACAAUCUUGUCCACACCAAGGAAAAGAACUACGCUUGUAGUUUAUGUCCAAAACGCCAUUCAACAAUCUUUCGACAUCGAGAUCAUAUGAAAACCCAUGCAAACAUUCGCAACUACGAGUGCGAAUACUGCAAGGAAAGAUUCUUUUCCAAAAGCAUAUUGGUGUGCCAUCGAAGACGCCACACAGGCGAACGUCCAUACAAGUGUGAUAUUUGUGGAAAAGCAUUUACUCAAGCCUCGAUCAUGAAAACGCAUGCUGCAUUGCAUACUGGCAAAACAGUGGCAUGUGAUUUGUGUCCAAAGAAAUUCACACGUCCUUCGCAUUUGAUAUUACAUCAACGGAGUCAUACGGGAGAACGGCCAUAUAUGUGUACAAUGUGCCCGAAUCGUUAUAGUCAGAAAAGUCAUUUGGAUCGUCAUCUGGACACGCAUAUGGGAGUUAAGCAUACUUGUGAAGUAUGUGGUAAGAGCUAUACGAAAAAGUCAUCGCUGAAUAAGCAUAAGUUUGUCCAUGAUACCAAUAAAUCAUUUAAAUGUGAUGAGUGCCAAUUGGAAUUUGCAACGAAAGACAGAUAUAACCGCCAUAUGAAGAACACCCACAAAAAUUCAAAAAAAGAAGAAAUAGAGCCAAAAGAUUUUGAUAUAAAAGAUAAAAUACUUUAACGAACAUUUUACUUUGUUUCAAAACAAAAAACAAAUAACUGUGAGUGGAUGAUCCUCAGGUUCACACCUAUAUUUCCAGAAAGAAAAAAUAAAUAAAUUGUUACAAAUUUUAAU